Acaulospora colombiana is the source of this 363-nucleotide messenger RNA. NCBI's taxonomy places the organism in Eukaryota, Fungi, Glomeromycota, Glomeromycetes, Diversisporales, Acaulosporaceae. The record is from the annotation of a GenBank genome assembly.
AUGGGAGCACCUAUGUCAGCUACCUCUGAUCAGAUCGUACUCCCUAACUCAGUGGUUGACGAUCAGACGGGUGUUUGCACCAAUAUUUAUCAUGCGUCUCUUUGGGAUGGAUGGAUAGAAAUCCGUGACAUCGUCUGCUGUCACGUUACUGCAUUUCCUACACAAGCCGGUCUUUCAUUAUCUAAUGACCAUAUGACACACAUUUGGCCAGAUAAGAUGGAAGUAUUUGUCGGAUACUCUAUCUUAAAUGAAAAUUAUCCAGAGCCACAUGUUCUAUUUUUACCGACUCCCGGCAUACCAGAUAACCAUAGUAAAUUCAUAGAUUUAAUAAAUAUCUUAAAUUGGUUAAAUAAUGGAAAGCCG